This is a messenger RNA of Theileria parva strain Muguga, 547 nucleotides long. RefSeq names its product Glycine cleavage H-family protein. Bases 26 to 547 code for a protein of 173 amino acids. The transcript has a single exon. The record is from RefSeq and is a predicted model, not a curated record. Lineage: Eukaryota; Apicomplexa; Aconoidasida; Piroplasmida; Theileriidae.
UUAUGUUUGUUUUAUACUUGAGUAUAUGAUACUACUAUCAAGGUGUUGCAGUCAUUUUAAUACUAAUUUGCUUAAAAAAAUACCUAAUAUUUUUUUGAAACCAUACAUUUCAAACACUUUUUUAACAUAUAAUACAUAUCGAAUAAACAAUUUUAUUAAAAAUAGUGUAAAUCAUGGAUUUGAUAAUCGAAUAAAAUAUGGAACAGUAAAAUCUGUGUAUAAAGAGCUAGAAGAUGAUUAUUAUCUUAAAAACUCAGAAGAAGAUGGAAUCUACUAUUUAGGUGUAACAAAAAACAAAUUUAAAGAUUUUAAGGAGAUUGUGUACAUAAGCGUUACAGACGAAGAAACUUUGAAGAGAGGGGAUUACCUAUUUAGUGUUGAGGAUUCAAAGACUCUAUUCGACUUCUACUCACCAAUCGACUGUAAAGUAGAAUCUGUGAAUCCAAAGUUCCUUGGUGCUCUCACAGAUGAAAUAUUAAGCGAUUUCUUCAAAUAUCCAGAAAGUCCAAAUAAUUAUCUCGCUAAAGUUAAAUUAACUUCAGAGUGA